AUGGAAAACCGAAGUUCUAGUAGUUCGAGCCGACCAAGAUCCCACCAGGGUCAAAGGCAAAGAGAUGCUCUUGGCAGGCUUCACGAAGGGUCUCAAUAUGUCAAGAUGUCAGGAAGUGGGGUGUGCUCUGAGGUUCCCAUGGGCCGCAGCGGCUACAACCGAACUCGCGAUCGCAAUGAUCGCAAUGCCACGACCAAAGGAAGGUCUGGUUACAAUUAG
This is a messenger RNA of Colletotrichum truncatum, 219 nucleotides long. RefSeq lists its product as uncharacterized. NCBI's taxonomy places the organism in Eukaryota, Fungi, Ascomycota, Sordariomycetes, Glomerellales, Glomerellaceae. The record is from RefSeq and is a predicted model, not a curated record.